This is a messenger RNA of Salmo salar (Atlantic salmon), 2839 nucleotides long. It is a transcript of the gene cox15, whose product is annotated as cytochrome c oxidase assembly factor COX15. Lineage: Eukaryota; Metazoa; Chordata; Actinopteri; Salmoniformes; Salmonidae. Gene Ontology annotation, molecular function: oxidoreductase activity, acting on NAD(P)H, heme protein as acceptor. The record is from RefSeq and is a predicted model, not a curated record. Gene Ontology annotation, cellular component: mitochondrial inner membrane. Gene Ontology annotation, biological process: heme A biosynthetic process.
AGGUCAGAGUUGAAUUGCAUGGCUCUGUUAGGAAACACUUACGGUUGUGUAACGUUUUUUUUUUUUAUCGAUGCCCCGUCUUCCUACCGCUGUUGUGUGAGAGGACCAUUUUAAAUAAGGAUGCUGCUCCCUUCGUUACGGACGUUGGUGUCGUGUGGCUGUCGAAAUGCUGGGAGAGGAUUUCAGCAGAGCAAUCGGACUCCUCAUUUGCGGCAAUGGCUGGCGAAGAGAAGCCAGCACUCCAUCACAGCAGAGGCAGGAGUCAACACAGCUCCAGCUACAGUUCCCAACGCGGCCACCAAUCGGAUCCUCGGCCGAUGGCUGUUGGGCUGCAGUGGACUGGUGGUCGGGGCAGUGGUUUUGGGUGGUGUCACAAGGCUGACGGAGUCAGGGCUCUCAAUGGUAGACUGGCACCUGGUGAGAGAGAUGAAGCCUCCUCAGACUCGGGCCGAGUGGGAGGCUGAGUUUGCCAAGUACCGGCAGUUCCCAGAGUUCAAAAUAAUGAACCAUGACAUGACUCUACCAGAGUUUAAGUUCAUCUUUUACAUGGAGUGGGGCCACAGGAUGUGGGGCAGGCUGGUAGGGCUGGCCUAUGUCCUCCCCACCAUCUACUUCUGGAAGAAAGGCUACUUCAACAGAUCUAUGAAGGGACGUGCACUGGGACUCUGUGGAUUUGUCUUCUUUCAGGGCCUCCUGGGCUGGUACAUGGUGAAGAGUGGUCUGGAGGAGAAGCCAGAGUCCUAUGAUGUCCCCCGAGUCAGUCAGUAUCGCUUGUCUGCUCACCUAGGGUCAGCUCUGCUGCUCUACUGUGCUAGUCUAUGGACUGGACUCACACUGAUGGUCGAGCCGCACAAGUUGGCUAAUACUAAGCGUCUGAACCAGCUGAGGGGGUUUGCUAAGGGCACUGUAGGAUUGGUCUUCCUCACUGCACUCUCAGGUGCGUUUGUAGCAGGGCUGGAUGCUGGGUUGGUGUAUAACUCGUUCCCUAUGAUGGGAGACAGAUGGAUCCCUGACGACCUUCUGGCCUUUUCUCCAACACUCAAGAACUUCUUUGAGAACCCCACCACUGUUCAGUUUGACCAUCGGGUUCUGGCAAUCUCGUCUCUGACGGCCAUCACAGGUCUCUAUAUGUUCUCCAGGAGGAUGAUGCUACCUAGGAGAGCUAAGAUAGCCAUAUCCUGCCUUACAGCUAUGGCCUAUGCGCAGGUUGCCCUGGGCAUCAGUACCCUGCUUCUUUACGUGCCCACUCCCCUGGCAGCGACCCACCAGUCAGGCUCUGUCGCCCUGCUCUCAUUGGCCAUCUGGGUCCUCGCAGAGCUCAGGAAGGUGGCCAAAUAGAUGCCCACUUUGCCAUGACUCGAACAGGCCUCCAGAGACAAACCAGUCCAAGGAAGAAAAAAAAAAAAAGAUAUUCACAAGAUGUUCCAGGAAAAAAGAGAGGAGAGAAGAGAAUCAUUCUAUAAAACAAUGGUUUGGGUCUUUUGAUACUAUGUCGGGGAACUUCUAUGUUGCAAAGCUGCAAGCUCCUUCCAAGGGUUUUAAGUUAUAUCAUAACAUUAAAAUUAAGUCAUAUAAAGGUUGUUUUGAUUGAUGAAAUGGCAAGAAUGUUCAAGCUUAUUUUACUACAUUUUUCCCCUGCAGUGCAGUGGUUGGGCCAGGAGGUGAGUCGCCUGUAGUUCAGAAAUCUCACUGAAAGGCAUUACUGUAGCUGACGACAGAUGUAAUUUCAAUGUCACUAAAUAGUGACUAUUAAUAAACUGAAAUUGAAUUGAGCAGAACGGCCACAAAUUCAGUUCAGCUUUCCAAGUUUGAAAACAGAUUCUGCUCCGGCGGGAGAAAUCAAUAGGUGACUAUCACAGCCAAUCACAACACUGGCGGGUAAGUAAUACUGUGAAACACUGAUUCCACUGUUAGUGGCAGACAUAUUAUGGACAUUUUCUGAAAUUAUAUUGCAAAAAUUCUAAAAAGAAAUCCUAUGUCGGCACCUUUUAAUGCCUUCAGAAAGUAUUCAUACCCCUUGACUUAUUCCACAUUGUUGUUACAGCCUGAAUUUCAAGAAAUAAAAAAACUCAUCCAUCUACAGUGCAUUCUGAAAGUAUUCAGACCCCUUCACCUUUUCCACAUUUUGUUACGUUACAGCCUUAUUCUAAAAUUGAUUCAGUCGUUUUUUUACUCUUCACACUACCCCAUAAUGAUAAAGCAAAUACAGGUUUAGAAAUGUUUGCACUCUCCCCUCACAUAUAUAAAAAAACGAUCAUAUUUACGUAAGUAUUCAGACCCUUUACUCAGUACUUUGUUGAAGCACCUGUUUUAAUUUUGUCAUUAUGGGGCAUUGUAAAUUCAGGCUGGAACGCAAAAGUCAACUGAUCAUUUUAAAGGCUUGCAUACAAUAAUUACAUAAUACUAACGGGGACAUAGGAAGUGUGUGUGUGUGUGUGUGUGUGUGUGUGUGUGUGUGUGCCUUUUGCUUCUGAAACGGACAGGACAUGAAUGCUUUUGACUUAUUGAGUUGUUUCUCAUCCUUUGACUUCUGUCUGUUUCUGCUGAUCAAUGCACUGCCUCUUGAUUUUUCUGUAUUUUCAUACUGGGGUGAAUAUUAAUGCUUGCGGUAACCACAGAUCUCGGAUCAGUUGCCCAACCCCCCCAAUCCUUACCUGAACGAUUGAGGUAUACCGGCAUGUCUGAGCCAGGAUCAGUGGCUGGAGGGCAAUCUUUGUAUGUUAAAUAAUGUAUUAUAUAUUGCUUUAGGGCGUGAGUGUCUGUGUGAUAAAUACAUAUGGAAUCUUGGGUUUGUUUUGUUACUCGAGAUGUCUUUAAAUAAAGGCAAUGUUAGACCAUA